AAAAUCAGAAGCUUUUUAGUUUUUUCUUCUAGUUGAAGGCAAAAGCGAAUAAACGACGUCGUUUUUAUGCAACAAUUUCUCUCCGAGAAUUUUCCAUGGCGGAGAACGAACCCGCGAAGCCUUUGUUACCAUACCUUCAACGCGCCGAUGAAUUACAGAAACACGAACCUCUCGUUUCUUAUUACUGUCGAUUAUAUGCGAUGGAAAGAGGAUUGAGGAUUCCACAAAGUGAUCGCACCAAAACUACUAAUGCUCUUCUUGUUUCUCUCAUGAAACAGCUUGAAAAGGAUAAAAAGGGACUCAAGUUGGGGCCUGAAGAUAAUUUAUAUCUUGAGGGAUUUGCUUUGAAUGUGUUUGGGAAAGCAGACAAGCAAGAUCGUGCUGGAAGAGCAGAUGUGAAUACAGCAAAAACAUUUUACGCUGCUAGCAUCUUUUUUGAGAUUCUUAAUCAAUUUGGUGAACUUCAGCCUGAUCUGGAGCAGAAACAGAAAUAUGCAGUAUGGAAAGCAGCUGAUAUAAGAAAGGCUUUGAAAGAAGGAAGGAAGCCUGUGGCUGGCCCACCUGCUGGUGACGAGGACCUGUCCGUUCUGUCGAGCUCUCCUAGUAAUAUAUAUGAUAUUGGGACUACUGAAACUUCUGCUUCUGGUGCUGGGUCAGAAUCCGAUUCAACACAUGGUUAUCAUAACCCUGUCAACUACCAGAAUCUGCCAAGCAUUCCUCCUGCACCUAAAUUCAACGACACUCUUAAUGAUCAAAAUUCUGCAAACAUUCCACCAUCUUUGCAGUUUCAUGAUAGGGUAAAUGAUAAUAAGCAUUCUUCCAUUGUUUCUCCAUCAUCUCACUCUUAUACACCUGGAGUUUAUCCUUCCCAAGACUACCAUCCUCCUCCAUCUUCCCAGGAUUAUCAUCACCCACCACCUUCCCAAGAAUACCAUCCUCCUCCACCUUCCCAAGAUUACCAUCCUCCGCCACCUUCCCAGGAUUAUCCUCCUCCACCUUCCCAGGAUUACCAUCCUCCUCCACCUUCUCAAGAUUAUCAACCCCCUCCACCUUCCCAAGAUUACCAUCAGCCUCCACCUGCAAGAUCAGACAGUUCUUAUUCCGAGCCCUACAACCACCAACAAUACUCACCAGAUCAGUCACAGAAUUUAGGUCCCAAUUACCCUUCUCACGAAACUCCCCCUCCUUACUCUCUUCCCCAUUUUCAAUCUUAUCCAAGUUUUACAGAAAGCAGCCUACCGUCGGUACCAGUAAACCACACUUAUUAUCAAGGGCCCGAUGCUUCAUAUUCUUCCCAGUCAGCUCCUCUGACUACAAACCAUUCAUUAAAUACCCAAAACAGUUCCAGCAGCAGAAAUGGUACUGUCCCAGAACCCAAGCCAACAACUCCGACAUACCAGUAUGACAGUAGCUACCAGCCACCACCUGAAAGAAUAGCAGAGGCACACAAAGCUGCAAGAUUUGCCGUUGGGGCACUGGCAUUCGAUGAUGUCUCAAUUGCAGUAGACUACUUGAAGAAAUCACUAGAGUUGCUAACAAACCCAUCAGUUGGCCAGUAAGAUUGUGUAAAAAUUGGUACUGGUAUACAUGGUGUCCUGUUUUGUAAUAUAUUAUAUUCCUUGUGCAUGAAGCGUGAAGAAAUUCAGUAAACAUGACUUGAAUGAAAAUCAUAAAAUUUGUCUGGAGUGUCUAGUUGUCAUUAAUAUAGAAGUCAUUGAGAUUGAUGUCUUUGUCAAGGGGUUAUGAGACAUGAGAUAUCUGAUUGAUGAAUUUCAGUUGUCUGUCUGGAUCAAUUUAUUAUUAUUUUUAAU
This is a messenger RNA of Medicago truncatula (barrel medic), 1811 nucleotides long. RefSeq names its product protein HOMOLOG OF MAMMALIAN LYST-INTERACTING PROTEIN 5. Gene Ontology annotation, cellular component: multivesicular body. Lineage: Eukaryota; Viridiplantae; Streptophyta; Magnoliopsida; Fabales; Fabaceae. The transcript is spliced from 6 exons. Gene Ontology annotation, biological process: late endosome to vacuole transport via multivesicular body sorting pathway. The coding region runs from base 96 to 1559 and encodes 487 amino acids. The record is from RefSeq and is a predicted model, not a curated record.